AUGGAGCCAAGUCCCUCUACAAGCCACGCCAAGCCGCAUGCCCCGCAGGCAAAGCAACCGUGGUACAAACAACUCAGCUUUCAGAAAUCCAAAAAGGUCUUUUGGAGACACCUGCAGUUCGUCGGACCAGGAUUGGUGUCGAGUGUAGCCUAUAUCGACCCAGGUAAUUGGGCGACGGAUCUCGAGGCCGGGGCCGAUUAUGGCUACAAGCUGCUCUUUGUAGUGCUCAUGGCUGGUCUCGCUGCUGUCGUGCUCCAACUGUUAUCCGUCCGGCUGGGCACUACCACCGGUCUGUCCCUGCCCGCCCAAACACGUAUCCUAUUCUUGCGGCUCAAGGAGAGGUACCCCAAAUACCGUAUUCCCCUGACGAUAGGGUUGUGGUCGCUCUACCUUUUGGCCGAGCUUGCCAUCAUCGCGACCGACUUGGCAGAACUUCUGGGUAGUGCUAUCGCUUUGCAUCUACUCUUCCCAAAACUACCGCUGUUUGCGGGCGUCAUCAUCACCGCCGUGGACGUCCUCGUAGUCUUGCUCUUUUUCAGAUCAUCAUCCGGGAGGCAGGGUAUGAUGUUUUUUGAAUUCGUCAUUGUGGCUCUUGUGCUGGCAGUGUUUAUUAGUUUCAUGAUCCUGCUCAAACUAAUCCAUCCUGUGUGGAAAGACGUCUUUUUCGGUCUUGUACCUUCCCACACCCUCGUCAAACCAGGCGCUCUCUACAUUGGAGUCGGUAUCAUCGGAGCCACUGUCAUGCCCCACGCCCUCUUUCUGGGUAGUUUCCUAGCCGGUGUCGACCGACUCAAUAUGGUGCCCACCCCUCCCACCAAAAACGUCCCCAAAAACAUCCCCAUGCCCUCCCUCAACCCCUUCCGCCGGAACCGGUCCCCCAGCCCGGCGGAUAGCGAGCUCGGCGCCUGUGCAUCUUCCCUCUCCCGGACAGCCUCCAACACCAACAUCCCCGAAGAGUCGCCCGAGCUGGGUACGGUGAAGAAUGUGGAUUUGGUGGUGGAGGAUAGUGGGAUGGGUAAGGAGGAUGAGGCGUUUGCGUUGGCGCAGAGAGAGUAUGAGCGAGAGGUGAGGAUGUUUGAUCGGAUCCGAUGGGUUGAUCUGCAUCUCUUCCAUGUCACUAUUGAUACGACGCUGUCGCUGUUGGGAUUCGCCCUUACGAUCAAUGCGUCCAUCCUCACUCUGGCCGGUGCGGCGUAUUACUACAAUACCGACUCUUCUGCCGAGAAUGCCGCCGACCUGUUUGGCGCUUUCGCGUUGAUAAAGUCGUAUAUCGGGAAUGCUGCUGCCAUCAUAUUUGCCCUCGCUCUUCUUUGUGCGGGUCAAAGUGCGUCCAUUACAGCUACACUCGCGGGCCAAGUCGUCUCUGAAGGCUUUAUCAACUGGAAGACUUCUCCAUUCCUGCGCCGGCUGGCAACCCGGCUGAUAGGCGUCAUCCCCGCCGCCAUUGUCGCCGCUGCCGUCGGCGCGCAAGGUAUCAACAUCAUGCUCGUCGCUUCGCAGGUCCUUCUCUCCAUCGUCCUGCCGACCGUCAUCUUUCCCCUCGUAUAUCUAUGCUCCAAAGUAGAUCUCAUGACGGUGCAAGGUCCCGAAGUGGAGGAUUUCGAGCUGAGGCAUGUGGAUACACCUGCUCUUGCUCCUAGCGCCGAGCAGGAGCCUGUGGAGAGUAGCGAAAGGACGGCGGUUGAAACGCCUACUGGUAAUGAUGUGGUGGAGCCAGUGUCGGAAGGGAGGAGGAGCAAGUCGUACGUGUCGCCAAAGUGGGUGACGGUCCUGGGCUAUGCGUUGUUUGGGCUGGUGGUGUUGGCGAAUGGGUAUGUGAUUGUCGAGCUGUGUCUUGGUAAUGGAUGA
This is a messenger RNA of Cryptococcus wingfieldii CBS 7118, 1848 nucleotides long. Its product is annotated as metal iron transporter. The record is from RefSeq and is a predicted model, not a curated record. Gene Ontology annotation, molecular function: cadmium ion transmembrane transporter activity; manganese ion transmembrane transporter activity. Gene Ontology annotation, biological process: iron ion transport; intracellular manganese ion homeostasis. Gene Ontology annotation, cellular component: membrane. The transcript has 11 exons. Lineage: Eukaryota; Fungi; Basidiomycota; Tremellomycetes; Tremellales; Cryptococcaceae. Bases 1 to 1848 code for a protein of 615 amino acids.